AGAUGAAGUCAACAGCUGCAUAUCUUUGAUCAACCGCAUGAACCAGAGCAGCUUAUAUAAAGAUACGGUGAUUGAAGGGAUUGAAGAGAAUCACUUGGCCUGUUAGCCUUCUUCCUUGAAAAAAUUCCCAUCUGAUGUCGAAUCCUCCCAAAGUUCGACACAUCUCAGAGUGCUUUGUUAAACCACAGCAUGCUGUAGAAGAGUCGAAACGGCCCUUUUACCUGACACCAUGGGAUCUUGCCAUGCUCUCUGCGCACUAUAUCCAGAAGGGCCUUCUCUUUACCAAACCUCCGGCAGCAGAUGACCAAGAAGGCUUCAUCAAUACUCUCUUGGACAGGCUUAAGAACUCCCUCUCUCUCGCCCUUGUCCAUUUCUACCCACUUGCCGGCCGCCUUGUGACACAACAAAAUGAAAACCCACCUUCGUGCUUGAUUUUCGUUGACUGCGAUAACAGCCCCGGAGCUAAAUUCAUCCAUGCAGCUUUAGACAUGACAAUAUCUGACAUCCUUUCACCAAUUGAUGUUCCUUCGGUUGUUCAAUCAUUUUUUGACCAUGACAGGGCCCUCAACUAUGAUGGGCAUACCAUGCCUUUGCUUUCCAUUCAAGUUACGGAGCUGGAAGAUGGCAUCUUUAUAGGUUGUUCCAUCAACCAUUGCAUUGCUGAUGGAACUUCGUACUGGCAUUUCUUUAACUCGUGGUCUGAGAUCUUUCAGGCACAAGGAAAUGAUAUCUCCAUUGCGCGCCCGCCCAUCCACAAGCGAUGGUUUCCUGAUGGUUAUGGUCCAAUCAUCAACCUCCCUUUCACCCACCAAGAUGAGAUCAUCAGCAGAUUUGAAGCACCCGAGCUCAGAGAGAGAGUCUUCCACUUCUCAUCCGAAUCCAUAGCAAAACUCAAAGCGAAGGCAAAUGAAGAGUACAAAACCAACAAGAUCUCUUCCUUCCAGUCCUUGUCGGCACUCCUCUGGAGGUGCAUAACGCGUGCACGUCGUCUACCACUUGAUCAGAUAACCGGUUGCAAGCUGGCCACCAACAACAGAUCAAGAAUGGAUCCACACCUUUCUCAGGACUACUUUGGGAAUUCAAUUCACGCGGUGGCGGGAGUAGCCCUAGCUGGUGAACUGCUUGAACAGAGUCUUGGGUGGGCGGCAUGGCAGCUGCACCAGGCCGUGGUUAACCACACUGACAAGGCGGUCCGUGGAUGGCUUGACGCCUGGCAGCAGUCUCCCUUUAUUUACCAACUUGCUCGGUUUUUUGAUCGAUACAGUGUGAUGAUGGGGAGCUCGCCCAGAUUCAACAUGUAUGGUAAUGAAUUUGGGAUGGGAAAAGCAAUAGCACUUCGCAGUGGGUAUGCAAACAAGUUUGACGGGAAAGUGUCAUCGUUCCCGGGAUAUGAAGGAGGAGGAAGCAUAGAUUUGGAGGUGUGCCUUCCGCCAGACUUCAUGAGCGCUCUUGAGUCUGAUGAGGAGUUCAUGGAUGCCGUCUGUUUGUCCCAUCAGUGGCAGUAGGUUGCAGAGCUCUACCCUGCAGAUGUCCAUGCCCAAUCUAUCACUAACGUACUUGUAAGGUUCUAAAGGUUUCAGUUAAUCUGUCCAGGGAAUGGAUAGGAAUAAUUGUUGAUUGGUAAUAUUACAGUGUCUUUUGCCAAUCAAUAUUAUGUUGUUAUAAAGAUAAUUAAAUAAAAUAGAAAUUGCAGACUA
Messenger RNA from Alnus glutinosa, 1697 nucleotides. RefSeq lists its product as uncharacterized. Bases 135 to 1505 code for a protein of 456 amino acids. The transcript has a single exon. NCBI's taxonomy places the organism in Eukaryota, Viridiplantae, Streptophyta, Magnoliopsida, Fagales, Betulaceae. The record is from RefSeq and is a predicted model, not a curated record.